UUUAUCACCCCAUGGUCACCUGAAAUGUGACGCUCUUAAACCUUUUUCCACAGUGUAACGAGAAUAUCUGAGGCAGAGGUUCCGCUCCUCCACCUGAUAUAGUCGACUCCGAAUAUUUGGACGCUUUUCUUUUUUUUUUUAAACCUUUACAGCUUGUGCAGGUCCUGCCAUGGUGAGGCGUGGCAGAGAUGACUGAUGUGGAGGCUUCCUUUGAGGACUUCAUCGCUUCUCGACGGUCCGGCCGCAGGAACGCCAUCCACGACAUCCCGGCAGCCUCCGGGGCGCCGGGAACCGCAGACCUGUCGGCGAGCGUGGCGCAGGUCAACAUCAACAAACCAGCUGAUGAAGGUGAAGAAGACGCUGAGAAAACAAAGUCUUCUUCGUCAAAAGAUGACAGCCGGUGAGGACGCAGCUGGUCGGCGAAAGGGCUGCGGAAGUUUCUAAAACUUACAACGGCGCCCGUGAGCGCAGACAAGUUGUGCUUUAUGGCUAUGAACAGACUCCAAACCAUCUCCUGCCAUAAACACGUCAUCUCCAUGGCACCCGGUAUCAUCAUCAUUUUGCAUUGAGGCAUGAUCCAAUGUCCUUAAAGGGCCUCAUUCCCGAGCUCACCAUUCCUUGAGAGGCCAAACACGCUCAGUGGACGUGAAAGGGAAGGUGAGAACGGCCUGGGGCCAUCACAGGCCUACUGGGGAAGGCCUUAAAGCCCAUCCAGGAUUGACAAAUCCUGCCCCCCUUAAGCACUACACCACUGCACCUUUGAGGAUUCCAAGGUUGUGAUUAGGUUUUACCACGUUUCUCCUCUGUUCUUUUGGAGAAACCCCAGAACUGACUAAUUGCCCCCCCCCCCCCCCCUGCAUUUUGUUGCCAGAGCACAUUAUCUAGUCCGGCUCUUUAUCUUAAAUUCAUUUUCAGUAUUAUAUUUUUAAAUGAUGUUAAUUGUAGCUUUUAGUACAUUCAUAGGUUCCCCACUGUAUCGGGAUAAAUCCAAAAUGACACACUGCCAUUUAGCAUUUAUUUACAAAUUAAUCUUAAAUAUGAUACAGUUGUAAGAAUGAUGUGGAAUACUGACUGCAUGCAAGUUCACUAGUCUACUAUCGUGUCUUAUCUGCACAUAUUCUAUCCAAUGUUUGUGUUAAAGAUUAGUAUUAAUUGUUCAGUUUCUCAGCAGAAAUAACUGCCCUAGGAUGUACUGUAGCUAAAUUCUCCAAAAAUGUUUACUAAUACACGGUGCACAUACAAUACUUUUCUGUGUUGAAUUUAUGCUUGGCAACAUUUUAAAGAAAUAAAUGGAUUUUCGUAUUCAGUCUAAAUUAAACAGCACAAAGAUGUGAAGACUAGUUUACGACCAGGUUCUAUUUUGCAUAUUGGUAUUUGUUUUUAUUUUUAUGGACGUUUACCAUCUAAAACAUUUUUUUUUCUAUAAUUUGGACGAUCAAAUAAAGCUGAUUGAAACAAUGAA
Messenger RNA from Phyllopteryx taeniolatus (common seadragon), 1462 nucleotides. It is a transcript of the gene pkia, whose product is annotated as cAMP-dependent protein kinase inhibitor alpha. The transcript is spliced from 3 exons. Gene Ontology annotation, molecular function: cAMP-dependent protein kinase inhibitor activity. The record is from RefSeq and is a predicted model, not a curated record. Lineage: Eukaryota; Metazoa; Chordata; Actinopteri; Syngnathiformes; Syngnathidae. Bases 189 to 404 code for a protein of 71 amino acids. Gene Ontology annotation, biological process: negative regulation of cAMP-dependent protein kinase activity. Gene Ontology annotation, cellular component: cytoplasm; nucleus.